Aspergillus nidulans FGSC A4 is the source of this 1703-nucleotide messenger RNA. RefSeq names its product YagE family protein. Bases 1 to 1548 code for a protein of 515 amino acids. The transcript is spliced from 2 exons. Lineage: Eukaryota; Fungi; Ascomycota; Eurotiomycetes; Eurotiales; Aspergillaceae. Gene Ontology annotation, cellular component: mitochondrion. The record is from RefSeq and is a predicted model, not a curated record.
AUGGCGUCGGCUACUGAGUCUUCCCCUCUGCUCCCUCAAUAUCACCAUGCUGCAUCCUCCAAUACGUCACCGCGAGGGAACCGGCCUCCUCGUACUGUGACGUUCAAUCCCCUCACAACCGUCAGUACAUACCACGACUCAGCUUCUGCAGAUCCGAAGUUUAAACCUUUGGCUUCUGGCAAUUCUUCACUCGCCAACUCAAGACCGACUGGGCUAUCUGCUCUGAACAGCAAGCUUCGCCGUCGCAACAGCCAUGGAGCUCCUGGCUCGGUCGCUUCUUCGUAUCCAGCCUCAAAGAUCGGGCCGCAGAGAACGACAAAAACUGCGCAAAAAUUGAAACUUCUACCCGACCCUAUAACAGAGGAGGAGCUUGUUGAUGAGGAGACAUCUCCCUCCGACGUAUACAGACAAAUCGCGCGGAUAAAGGAACCUGCUGCUCGAAGUCUUGCGGCGAAGCUGGGAAAGGCAGAUAGAGACAGAUUACCCCGGGUAACGGCGUACUGUACAGCCAAUUCUUAUCGUCUAGACGGCGUGUUCAAGUUCCUAAAGUCACGGUCCAAAACACGCGGUGCCAAUCCCAAAUUGUUCGAUGAAUGCGUCUACUCGCGGUUUGACUACCAGUUUGAAGCAAAACAGAAAGCUGGAAACCAUUCCAAUAAUGUCGAUUCGGAAAACACUCAUACGGUCGAUAGGAUGCCUAGGGAACGAAGGUUCUCGGACAGUGCGGUGGAGGUCAACGAGGACUUCGGCAAUAGGCGAGAGGAGCUCAUCGACUUGCAUGAUCGCGACUCCCAUCAACAGAAUGCGACAGAAGCCUCUGUGCUCGAUAAUGCCCCGGAUAUCGACACCACUAUUCAUGCUCCGGAAGUGUUUCUUUUCGAUUAUGGCACUGUUGUCAUAUGGGGCAUGACACCUGCGCAAGAGUCUCGAUUUUUGUCGGAUAUAUCUAAAUUUGCAACCUCAAUUCUAAGUCCGGAAGACACCCAGGUGGAGAACUUCAACUUUUAUUAUGCCCGCGAAUACCAGGCCCGAAUUUACAACGAUUUCAUUUCUCUGCGCGACCCCCGAAACUAUAUGAUUAAGCUCGCCAUUUCACAUGCACUAGCUCAGUCGGUGAAGACGUCUCUCUUUGAAGAUCUUGUAUCCGAAACAAUCUCAAACACGGCGCCAUUGCCGGCCCAGAUCGCGCAAACUGGAAGCGUCAACCUCUCAAGACGGCAGAUCAAUAUGCAAGUCGGAGAACUAUUUAUACUACGUAUCAAUAUCCACCUUCAGGGCUCGGUGUUGGAUAGCCCCGAGUUGAUGUGGGCAGAGCCACAGCUGGAGCCUGUAUACCAAGCUGUCCGAAGUUACCUGGAAAUGGACCAGCGCGUGAGUCUUUUGACCGAACGAUUAGAUGUAAUAGCAGAUCUUCUUGCUGUGUUGAAAGACCAAUUAACUCACCGUCACGGUGAGUACCUUGAGUGGAUCGUGAUUGUCCUCAUCGCAGCAGAAAUCCUUGUGGCCGCUAUCAACAUUGUUGUUGAUCUCUAUGCUGGCGUUGAAUAGACGCGGUAUAUUGUAACACAGUUCCGCAAUUGCAUUCAGGCGUCGGAGUUGGAGGAGUCGCUCGUACUGAGGAAAUUUCUGCUACUGUACAUACUCCAUUCACACCUCGGAAGAUAUGAGGUCUUUGAUCAGGUCGAAUAAGUACGCCGAACAUA